This is a messenger RNA of Lolium rigidum, 417 nucleotides long. Its product is annotated as 60S ribosomal protein L11-1-like. Lineage: Eukaryota; Viridiplantae; Streptophyta; Magnoliopsida; Poales; Poaceae. The record is from RefSeq and is a predicted model, not a curated record. Gene Ontology annotation, biological process: translation; protein ufmylation. The transcript is spliced from 3 exons. Gene Ontology annotation, molecular function: RNA binding; UFM1 ligase activity; structural constituent of ribosome. Gene Ontology annotation, cellular component: ribosome; cytosolic large ribosomal subunit. Bases 1 to 417 code for a protein of 138 amino acids.
AUGGACGCGGAGCUCCUGGAGCUGCAGCGGCAGCUGGAGGCGGCGCAGAGCGCGCGCUCGAGCGUGCGCCUGUCGGAGCGGAACGUGGUGGAGCUGGUGCAGAAGCUGCAGGAGCGCGGCCUCAUCGACUUCGAGCUCCUCCACACCGUCUCCGGCAAGGAGUACAUCACAUCUGUGCUGGAGCAGCUGAGCGGACAGUCGCCGGUGUUCUCCAAGGCGAGGUACACUGUGAGGUCUUUCGGCAUCCGGCGUAAUGAGAAGAUUGCGUGCUACGUGACGAUCAGGGGCGAGAAGGCGAUGCAGCUGCUGGAUAGUGGCCUGAAGGUGAAGGAGUACGAGCUGCUCAGGAGGAACUUCAGUGACACGGGAUGCUUUGGGUUCGGUAUCCAGGAGCACAUUGAUCUUGGCAUGAAGUAA